Messenger RNA from Xyrichtys novacula (pearly razorfish), 782 nucleotides. The record is from the annotation of a GenBank genome assembly. NCBI's taxonomy places the organism in Eukaryota, Metazoa, Chordata, Actinopteri, Labriformes, Labridae.
AUGGUCUUGUGUGCCCUAUGUUCCAUGCCAGCCACCCUCAGACACAUUCUCACAGGGUGUAAAACCAGUCUCACCCAAGGACGGUAUACAUGGCGUCACAACCAGGUCCUAAAAGUCCUUGCAUCCACUCUAGAGGACAAACGAGCUGCCACCAACUCCCUACCACCACCAGCAUCCAACCAACAACCGGCAACUACCUUUGUCCGUGAGGGGGCUAAGGUAGCCAGAAGCUGCUCCACACCAUCUGAGCGAGGCCAGCUACGCCUAGCCUGUGACUGGAGGAUGAUGGCUGAUAUUGGCCGACAGCUGGUUUUUCCUCCAGAAAUUGCUACAACCACCUUGAGACCUGACCUGGCGCUGUGGUCCCCUUCCCUAAAGAAGGUGUACAUCAUCAAGCUCACAGUACCCUGGGAGGACGCAGUGGACGAGCCGUAUGAGCAAAAACACCUACGCUACGCCGAUCUCGCUGCUGAAGCACAACACCGUGGCUGGAGCGCUGAAGUCCGCCCAGUGGAGGUGGGAUGUAGAGGAUUUGUGGCAAGAUCUACCACCAGACUGUUCGCUGACCUGGGAGUCAGAGGCCAGAACCAGCGCUCAGCCAUCAAAGCUACAUCGGAGGCAGCUGAAAGAAGCAACCAGUGGCUUUUCAUGAAGCGGAAGGACCCCUGUUGGGCCCCGAAGUAGCAAGCCCUCAGGUAUGCGGUCAGCUUCGGCUUGACUCAGGGAGUAGGACGCCCCUGCCUUGCAUAGUCCCACGAGAGAAGGUACCAUCUAUCUCGUGA